GAGGACGAGAACCAUGCCCCAGCCGCCGGAGCCCUACGCCGCCGCCGAGAUCGGAGAGGAGCCACCGCCGCCGAGGUUCGAGAGGAGCUGGCAACCACGACCUCCCUCCCCAGCUGGCCGCCACCACCCCCUCCCCAAGCAGCCAUGUACAGCACGGCGGCGCCCACGCGCCUGGCCUACGUUGGUCUCGGCCUCCCUCCUCCCUUCGUCCAAGGCCAGGAGCUCCCCCUCCCCGACCCGAUCUGGUGGAGAGAGGGCCAGGCCUUGCCACUCCGGUGGUCGCUGUGGCCAGAUCUGUCCGGGGUAGUCGCCGUAGAGCCUCUACGGCGGCGGAGUAGCAGCAGCACGACAGAAGGUGGGUGCCAGAUCGUCGUCCAGCAGCUCGCCGUCGGAGCUUCUCACUGGAGGCGAUGGAGGCCGGAAGCAGCCGUCGUUGCCAGGCAGUCGAUCAUCACCGAUGGAAAACGAGGUCCAGCCAAAAUGUCUCAGAUCGGCAGAUUCUUAGUGGAUUGCUUUCCUCAUGUAACAUCUCUGCUACAUUACAUUAGAAUUCUGUGGGGAAUGGGUAGUGGAUCAGUAUGCACAUGCUUUCUUGUUUCCAAUUCUUUUCAGCACCAUGUUUUGCAGUUUUGGUCAGUUCAACAUCAUUUUCUGGACUUCUGUCAGUCAUCACCAUGUUAUUUCUUUGACAGUGGGUGGUCAGUUCAGUAUUAUGAAAUUUAGUUAGUCAUAUUCAUUCUUAUUUCUUCAGUCAUGUUCAUUGAUCCUCUCACUCUCAGUCCCCUUCUUAGUUUUCUUUUG
Messenger RNA from Triticum aestivum (bread wheat), 801 nucleotides. RefSeq lists its product as uncharacterized. Bases 145 to 723 code for a protein of 192 amino acids. Lineage: Eukaryota; Viridiplantae; Streptophyta; Magnoliopsida; Poales; Poaceae. The record is from RefSeq and is a predicted model, not a curated record. The transcript is spliced from 2 exons.